Messenger RNA from Cucurbitaria berberidis CBS 394.84, 1794 nucleotides. Its product is annotated as cytochrome P450. The record is from RefSeq and is a predicted model, not a curated record. The transcript is spliced from 4 exons. Gene Ontology annotation, molecular function: oxidoreductase activity, acting on paired donors, with incorporation or reduction of molecular oxygen; heme binding; monooxygenase activity. Bases 166 to 1794 code for a protein of 542 amino acids. Lineage: Eukaryota; Fungi; Ascomycota; Dothideomycetes; Pleosporales; Cucurbitariaceae.
CCAAAUUUGUGCAGUACAUAGUUUGAACACACAUCGCGUGCUAAGCAAUGCCUCUCUGCCUAUAACUGAUAACUAAUUUCAAAUCGACGGCACCUAGGAACUUUUUCUCGAAAAUUGCCUUUUAACACUGAACUGGAAUACGGGCAGACAUGAACGCGGUCAGGAAUGGCGAUCUUAAAUAGUUUCCAGAAUCCGGUGCCAACGUCGCUUGUUCUAAAACUGGUGUUACUCGUCUCAACUCCAGUCCUCCUGUUUCUGACAGCCUACUUCUUCGUUGUACCGAACGUCAUCAGAGACUCGCGACGUCGCAAACUUCCACCCGGUCCAAAAGGUCUUCCUUUCGUGGGCAAUUUGUUUGACUUUGCAGACACUGAAGCACAGCGCGCGAAAGUCAUCGAAUGGCACAAACAGUAUGGCGACGUCUUCUACACUAAGAUUGGGGGCACAGACUACAUAUGGCUUUCUUCUCCAAAAGCCGUAAAAGAUCUUAUGGACAAGCGUUCCUCCAUCUACUCAUCUCGCUCUCCCGCACCGCUCGCUCAGGAUGUUGCAUCUGCGGGGCGACGACAAUUGUUCAUGCAGUAUGGCGCCAAAUGGAGAAGUAUCAGGAAGCAUAGUCAUGAUUUACUGAACUUGAGGGCAAGUGUGAAGUACCAGCCUGUGCAAGAUUAUGAGAGUAAGGUGUUGUUGAAGGAGCUGAUGGACAGCCCUAAUGACUUCCUCUUAAUCAAUCGACGGUAUUCGGCUAGCGUGAUAAUGUUGGUUACGUACGGAUACCGUAUACCAAGCUUUGAUGAUCCCCUCAUCAAAAGAAUAUACGGUGUUCUCGAUCGGUUUACGGACAUGACAGCUCCGGGCGCCCAUGCAAUCGACUCUUUCCCCUCUCUGGCGUCCCUGCCGCAGUGGAUGCUGGGCAACUGGCGAACCUUUGGCCAAAAUAUCUUCAAGGAAGACAGUGCCGUUUAUCUUGAUCUCUGGAACCGUCUCAAACGCGAGACCGACGCCGGUACAGCGCGAGACUGCUUCACCAAAACCUUCUACCUCAAUGACCCCGCCAAAUCUGGCAUCGAUGACUUAGCCGCAGCAUUCACAUGCGGUGGCCUCAUCGAGGCUGGGUCUGAAACAACAGGUACUACGCUCAACAAUUUCGUGCUGUGUAUGGUGCUAUUCCAAAAUGCGCAGAAAAAGGCUCAAGAGGAGUUAGAUAGGGUUGUGGGAGGUGAGAGACUGCCGACAUGGGAAGACGAAGAAAAUCUGCCGUAUGUGAGAGGUGUGAUAAAGGAAGUUUUGAGGUGGAGGCCGGUGAAUAAGUUUGGGAUGCCACAUGCGACUAGCGAGGAUGACUGGUAUGAAGGAUAUUUUAUACCGAAAGGAGCAGUCGCGGUGCUAAACUGGUGGGCUAUUCACUACGACCCUACCCUCCAUCCUAACCCUACUUCCUUCGACCCAUCUCGCUAUCUCAAUCACACUGCCUCAGCAGCGCACUACAUGACCGCUUCUGACCCCUUCUCAAGGGACCACUUCACAUACGGCGCGGGUAGACGCGCAUGCCCUGGCAUCCAUGUCGCCGAGCGCUCGCUGUUCAUCAAUGUAGCGCGCGUUCUCUGGGGCUUUAAUUUGAAGAAGAAGGCCAAGGGGAACGGGAAGGAAGUUGAAGUCACCACGAGGAUGCUACCCGGCUUCUUUAGCGUUCCAGAGGCUUUUGAGUGUGAUAUCAGGCCGCGUAGCAAAGGACAUGCUGAGGUUAUGAAGGGGGAAUUUGAGAGGGCGGAGAGGGAAGGCCUGAACUUCUGA